Molecule: messenger RNA, 2234 nt
Organism: Leptonychotes weddellii (Weddell seal)
Lineage: Eukaryota; Metazoa; Chordata; Mammalia; Carnivora; Phocidae
Gene: OTUD1
Product: OTU deubiquitinase 1
Biological process (GO): protein K63-linked deubiquitination
Molecular function (GO): cysteine-type deubiquitinase activity
Source: RefSeq, a predicted model, not a curated record
CCGGCGCCCGGCGCCCCGGUCCCACCGCGCCGGGGCUCCUCGGCCUGGCUCCUGGAGGAGCUGCUGAGGCCCGACUGCCCCGAGCCUGCGGGCCUGAACGCGGCCCGGGAGGGUCCCGACAGAAACUUCCGACUGAGCGAGCACCGCCAGGCCCUGGCCGCCGCCAAGCACCGAGGCCCCGCGCCACCCCCGGGGAGCCCGGAGCCUAGCCCCGGGCCGUGGGGCGAGGAGCACCCGGCAGAGAGGAGUCUCCGGGGCUGGGAGAGGGCGGGCGACCGCAGCGACCCUCCCGGCGCGGAAGAGGCACGGCGGCCCGACCCGGAGGCGGAGGCGCCCCCGGCGCGGAGCGGCGACGCGGCCCCGAGCGGCGCGGCCGAGGCGGUGAUCGCCUCCAGGUCGGAUCCCAGAGACGAGAAACUGGCCCUGUACCUGGCGGAGGUGGAGAGGCAGGACAAGUACCUGCGACAGAGGAGUAAGUACCGAUUUCACAUCAUUCCCGACGGCAACUGCCUCUACCGAGCGGUCAGCAAAACGGUGUACGGAGACCAGAGCCUGCACCGGGAGCUGAGGGAACAGACCGUGCAUUACAUCGCCGAUCAUCUCGACCACUUUAGCCCCCUGAUUGAGGGCGACGUGGGGGAGUUCAUCAUCGCUGCUGCUCAAGACGGGGCGUGGGCCGGCUACCCGGAAUUGCUGGCCAUGGGGCAGAUGUUGAAUGUGAAUAUACAUUUAACUACUGGAGGGAGGUUGGAGAGCCCCACAGUGUCUACCAUGAUUCACUAUUUGGGCCCAGAGGAUUCCCUAAGGCCUAGCAUUUGGCUCAGUUGGCUCAGUAAUGGACAUUAUGAUGCGGUGUUUGAUCACUCCUAUCCCAACCCAGAGUAUGACAAUUGGUGCAGACAGACUCAAGUGCAAAGAAAACGCGAUGAAGAACUUGCCAAAUCCAUGGCCAUAUCCCUAUCCAAAAUGUAUAUUGAACAAAAUGCAUGCUCUUGAAGUGUCUGGAAACCUACACUCUGGGAGAAUUGCAUACAUAAUUUGUGUUGGGAGAAUUAUGAACUCUAAUCAGGGUAAUAGCACUUUUAAACUUCCUAGUAGAUUUACCAUAGGUGUAAUGCCUUAAUCAUUUUUGGAAUGUUUUCUCCUCAGAGCUGAAGGUUGCUGGGCACCUAAAUGAUGUUUCAUGAUGGCUUUGGGUGAUCCUACUGCUAUUUAUAAUUUGCUGUAUAAAGUUGGCCACUACUUAAUUUGCAAGCUAGUUUCUCACGGUGUAAAUUUGUUCAUUCCUGAUCAUCUGUUUUCUAUAAAAAUGUAUUUUUGCACAACAUUUUUAAAAAUUGGUGUUACCUUCAUCUAUGACGUGUUCCAUUUUGACAAACAGCUUUCCAGCAUAAAGCCAGAGAAGUGCUUUAUAUGAAGUUUAUUACUUUGAACAGAGUUUCUGAUUUAGUAGUUAUUUUAUGUUGUUCUAUUUGAAUUUUACGAUUCUUAGAUAAUUAUUUCAAAUGGAUAUUGAUGCAUUUGUGUUACCAGAUCAUUGGCCCAUUCCGUUUUAAUGAAAAACAAUUGUUGUUUUGGAAAUCAUUAUUUUUCUAGAAAUGCUCAACCUUUUAAAGAGAAAAGGGAAGGUUGUAGGAAGAAUUUUCUUUAAGGGAUAGUACCAGGUCUUACUUGAAUGAAAGUCUGAUAUUUGCUGAUGGCAGAGUGAUGACUAUUCUGUACUUUGGUUGGCAUUUAGAGUAGAUUGUCUGGCACUCUGAUUGUUUUUAUUUAUAUUUGUCAUUUUGUUAUAAAAGCAUUUUAACCUUGUGACAAGAUAAGCCUCCUGCUUUAUAUAGCUUCUUGGAUUCAACUAAGAGAUUUAAGAAAUUACUAGCAUAAAUGCCUCGAAUCAACCUUGGCAGUUGUUUUAUAGCAGGAGAAUACUGUCUUAAUAUUUUAUUCCUUUUAAAUUCUUUGAAAAAGCAAAAUAGGAUUGCCCUGUAUUAUGUACAAAUAAAAAUGUCUGUAAAAACAGAUCUUGUAUGGUUUGCUGGGUCAAACAUUGUUCAACCUAAAAUCUAUCUCAUUUCCACUUUACUUCUAGUCAUAUUUAUUAAGUACUGCAGUUUGUACUUUUUUUUAUUUUGUAACAUUUUGUGAUUUUUUUUGUACAAUACUGUAUUUGUACAAUAGAGCGAUUCUCAGCUGAUGGAAUGAAUGAAUAAAAUGUGUAAUUUUACUUUUACAACGUC